UAUUUGACGAUGUUUGACAAUACACGUGCGUGAUGUGUGCCAAAUGAAAUGAUACUUGUUAUAAAACUGAAAAACCUGUAACUCUGAAAAUCGAAUAAUAUUUUCAACAUUAUCCAACACUUAAACUGUAAAUAUAUUGUGAUUUACUUGUGAAACCUGUCAACGAAAGCACGUGCAAGCUUUAGGAUGAAAGACACAGAUAUUAUAGGGUUCGCCAACCCCAAUCUAGCGAACGAAAAUGAUGAAGAGGAUGAAAUCACAAAAAUUAAGAAGAAAGUAUGUAAAAAGUCGGGAGGAUUUCAGUCCAUGGCCCUUAGUUUUCCAGUGUUAAAAGGAAUAUUGAAACGUGGAUAUAAAAUACCAACACCUAUCCAACGAAAGACUAUUCCUUUGGCUUUGGAAGGUCGUGAUGUAGUAGCUAUGGCAAGAACAGGUAGUGGAAAGACUGCUUGCUUCUUAAUUCCUUUGUUUGAAAAAUUAAAAGCAAGACAAGCAAAAGCUGGUGCAAGAGCUUUAAUCUUAUCACCUACUCGUGAGCUAGCAUUACAAACAUUAAAAUUCAUAAAGGAAAUAGGAAAAUUCACUGGCUUAAAAGCAUCUGUUAUUUUGGGAGGUGAUAGUAUGGAAAAUCAGUUUACUGCAAUUCAUGGAAGUCCUGAUAUAUUGGUUGCAACACCAGGAAGAUUUCUACACAUAUGUAUCGAGAUGGAUUUGCAGUUGAAUAGCAUUGAAUACGUUGUUUUUGAUGAAGCUGAUAGGUUAUUUGAGAUGGGUUUUGGAGAACAAAUUAAUGAAAUUACAAACAGAUUACCAGAGUCCAGGCAAACAUUACUAUUUUCUGCAACACUACCUAAAGUUCUGGUUGAUUUUGCAAAGGCAGGAUUAAGUGAUCCUGUUUUAUUGCGUUUAGAUGUAGAAAGCAAAAUACCUGAACAAUUAGCACUUUCAUUUAUAGUAUGCCGGCCAGAAGAAAAACUAGCUGUACUAUUAUGUUUAUUAAAGAGCGUUAUUAAAAGUGAUUCCCAAAUAGUAAUAUUUGCUGCAACACAGCAUCAUGUAGAAUAUAUUCAUCAGGUGUUAGAUAAGGCAGGAAUUUCUAACACAUUCAUUUAUUCAAACUUGGACCCAUCGGCUAGAAAAAUUAAUGCAGCCAAAUUUCAAAAUAACAAAGUUAGGGCACUCGUAGUAACAGAUGUUGCUGCUCGAGGUUUAGAUAUUCCACAUUUGGAUAAUGUGAUAAAUUUCAAUUUUCCUGCCAAAUCAAAACUUUUUGUACAUAGAGUAGGUCGUUGUGCAAGAGCUGGUCGAUCUGGAACUGCAUACAAUAUUAUAAGCCCAGAUGAACAUGCUUACCUUGUUGAUUUACAUCUUUUCCUUGGUCGUCCCUUGUUCAUUAUUACACCCUCUGGAUCUAUGGAGAAUACAGAGGGUGCUAUAGGUAAAAUGCCACAAGAAAUGAUAGAAGAAGAACUUGCUCAAUUAAUAAAUUGGCAGAACAGUUCCACAGAUUUACAAAAUAUGGAAACAGUUUGUGACAAUGCAUAUAAACAGUAUAUUAGAUCUCGACCGGCAGCAUCUUCUGAAAGUAUUAAGAGAGUGAAGGAAUUGCAUAUUGGUGAAGCAGGUGUUAUACCAGAAUAUUCUGAUGUUUCUUCUAACACAAGAAAUUUAUUAUCAAAGAUGCUGAGUUAUAGACCACAGGGAACAAUAUUCGAAAUCGGAGCGAAAGCAUCUUCAACUGACUAUCAAGUGAUGAAAACUAAACGAUCGCUUCAUAAGCAAAGUAUUGUGAAUUUUCAUAGAAAAGCAGAGGAACUAGAAGCUAAAAAGAAAUUAGGAGAACAGUCCAAAACGGUGAAUCUCCCAUCGAGUACAAAUGACGAGAUUAACUCAGCAUUUAACACAGUUAUUUUGCCAAAGAAAAGAAAUGUUGACGACUUGUAUAAACCUUCUAAAAAGAAAAAACGAUCUACAACAAAGGAUGAAGAGUUCUUUAUUCCCUAUGCUGCCCCAGAUAGACACACAGAAGAAGGAUUAGCAGUCAACUCAUUCAAUACUGAAGCAGACAAAGUUCAGAUGGAUCUAACCGCAGAUAAUGAGGAAUCGCAGCGUCUUCAGACACAAAUUAAGAAGUGGGAUAGGAAAAAGAAGAAAAUGGUCACAAUUAAUAACGACCGAAAGAUCAACAAAAUACGAACAGAAUCAGGCGUUUGGAUUCCGGCUAGUUAUAAAACGAAUCGUUAUUCAGCCUGGAAAGAGAAAAGUAAAGUUGAUGCCGCAAAUGACGACGAUAGCGACGAAGAAGAGCCUGCACAAAUGCAAAAACUGCUAACGACCGCUAAUACGCAUUGGGCACGUCAUAAUAAAAAACUGAAGGAGAAGAUUCAGUCAAACAAAGAACUGAAACGACCAGAGCAAAUUCUAAAGGCACGCAAAUUGCUGGAACGAAAGCGUAACAGAAACGGCAAAAAGAACCGCAAGGGUCAGAAGAACAGGGGGAAAAAACGAUAA
This is a messenger RNA of Dufourea novaeangliae, 2511 nucleotides long. Its product is annotated as ATP-dependent RNA helicase DDX54. The transcript has 12 exons. The record is from RefSeq and is a predicted model, not a curated record. NCBI's taxonomy places the organism in Eukaryota, Metazoa, Arthropoda, Insecta, Hymenoptera, Halictidae. Gene Ontology annotation, cellular component: nucleus. Bases 187 to 2511 code for a protein of 774 amino acids. Gene Ontology annotation, molecular function: RNA binding; ATP binding; RNA helicase activity.